This is a messenger RNA of Austrofundulus limnaeus, 335 nucleotides long. RefSeq lists its product as uncharacterized. Gene Ontology annotation, molecular function: aspartic-type endopeptidase activity. Lineage: Eukaryota; Metazoa; Chordata; Actinopteri; Cyprinodontiformes; Rivulidae. Gene Ontology annotation, biological process: proteolysis. The record is from RefSeq and is a predicted model, not a curated record.
CAGUACGGUUAAUGAGCCACUACUGUUAUCUGAUAUUGCGGUCCGAGUCGCUGGUUUUUCUGGAAAAGCUGAAGAGUGGCCUUUGUCUGAGUUUGUACCCUGCCAGUGGAACAAUCUCCAUUUUUACCACAGGUUUCUGGUCUCCACUAACUGUCCAGUCAAUCUCUUGGGGAGAGAUAUCAUGUGUGAACUGAAUGUGGGACUGCUGAUGUACCCAGAUCGGGUUGAAAUCUCAUUCCCGAAUGGACAGGUGCAGAUGUGUUGUACAGCCAGAAACACAUCAGCUCAGAUGUUGCUGGGGGCAUCUGAAGAGGCACCGGAGAAAACGCACAUGA